Messenger RNA from Cylindrotheca closterium, 2019 nucleotides. NCBI's taxonomy places the organism in Eukaryota, Bacillariophyta, Bacillariophyceae, Bacillariales, Bacillariaceae. The record is from the annotation of a GenBank genome assembly.
AUGUCGUCGAUGAUCUUCGAGGCAAUGCUUGCAACCGAAAGACUCUACGACAAUUCAGUCGGGGUCUUUAAUGAUUGCUUGACCAGUCCAAAAGAGGAAGCUGUGAUUGCCAACGAGGAUUUUGUGCGCCACAUGCUGGAUCAGACUACCAACAAGUCAACCAAUAUCUACUCCUACGAUAGCGAUGAAGAAAAGGUCGAAAAUGAUGACCUCGAUGACCUAGUCAUGAUGAUUCAGAAACGCCAGAGAAAAGACAAUGGUGGUCAAGAAGAAGAAAAAGACGAAGAAACUCCGUCUUUGGAUGGCACCAACACCACUGCAAGCAGUGAAAAUGGAAGACUAGCAUCUCGAAUGUCAUGCAACAUGGAACAGCUGUGUGCGCAUGAGCAGUAUGGUCUCGACAUCUGUCUGUUCCUCUUUUCGCCCAACUCGCCACUACACUCCCCAGAUCGUCAGCUUUGUGAUCAUGAAGAUGAUCAUGAUCCAAACCCCGCCCAAGACGACUCGGUUGUACAAGAAAACGAUACCAAUGACAAUGACGAGAGCUGGUUCGGUAUUGAGUGUGGAAAAAUGUGUGGAGGAAUCAACCGUGCCAUUGAGGCAGACGAAAAGACUGCACAAACGGCUGCGAAUUCAGAGUCUAGCAGAGAAGAUGGUUCCACGACAAUAGAUGAUUCCUUGGGAGAAUUCACCUAUGAGUCGGUCGAAGAAGACGAUGAUGAACAACAGGAAAGAGGCAUUGUUCCACCAAAUGCCUUGGCCACAUAUCUGAUGGGUCUGAUUGCCGAGAACACGGACGAGGCGAGUGGUGGUGGUGGUGGUCAAGAACAUCAUUCCAAGAAUCUGGGCUUGUUGGAGUGCAAUGAUCGAUCCAUCCUUUCGGGAGAGAUCAAAGUGCCCUUCAAAGAGCUCCCAGAGCCAGCUGGUCGAUGUAUGACAGAGCCAAGUGAUGAUGAUUACUUGAUGCUCCUCCAAACUGACCCCAAGGGUACCUCCUUUUGCACCGAUGACGAAAUGUCCGACGUUGACGAUGCUGGUGAUGACGAGUCUGAAGACUCCGAAGAAACGGACGAGCUUUGCCCAAGAUAUCCAACCCAAGCAACAAGACAAGCACUACGAUCCUCCCUUCCCCCCUAUGUCCCUCAAGGAGAGUUUUCUCCUCGUCGCCAGUACGACUAUUCCGAGCACCACUUGGAACCAGAUGGUGCUACCAUUCUCUCUGGUGAUGAGGUUUCUUCUGCUGUAGAAAGCGAAUUUUCAAAAGGAAAUGCUCAGCAGGAGAGUAGUAAUAGCCAUACUCAUCGUGAGGCCGACAGCAAUAGCAACUUGGAAAAUGGCGGAAAGACAAUUUACGUGGAAAUUUUGACGAGCGCCGACCUGGUCCAUGAUGCUGGCAGUGUCUCGUCUUCCUUGUGGUCGCAUCGAGCCUUGUUGGACGAUGACGAUAGUAUUCUCAAUGAGGAUUCUUCCUGGGAAGACUACCGAGAACCAGAUGGCACCAAGUUUGCCGACAUUGUGAAAUACCAACAGCAAGAUAAUGAUCAUCAUGCGACAUCAUCAUCGUCAUCCUUCCCAGCAGCAGCACCAACCGUAAACGAAAUUCUCAAUGACAUCAUGUCAGACGACGACGACGGCGACGAACAAGAGCAAGAGCAAGAUACUACUAGUACGAUCGUCUUUUCGGAGCCCUUUGAUGAAACCCAAGAUAACUUUCGUUCCUCGCCUCGCCAACAAAUGCGAAGCGGGAUGAUGAACGAUGGUGCCCAUGCUACCUUUGAACUCCCACACAUCCACAACCAAGCAUACAAGCCUACUCAAAAGCCCAAGACCAGCCUGGAAAAACGUUUGAAUUUGUUGGAACGGCUCAAAGGGCUCCGCGAUUCCGACACGCACAUGCUGUGCGCCUGCGUCCAAGGAUGUGGAGACUUUGCCGAUGCCACCUUUUUUGAAGGUGCCGGGGACGAGGCCAGUCAAGAAGAAGAGGGGGGAAGCACCAUGGAGCAACUCUCCUUGGAUUAA